AUGAAGCCCGACCCGUCUGAUGUUGAUCUCCAAUCGCUGAGCAAGCCCAAGUUGGAUUCAGACAAAGAGUCCGUCCUACCAAAGCCAGAUUUGGAGGAACAGGACCCUUUUGGAGAUGAAAGCCAAGCUGGCGUGAAGUACAAGACAAUGGCGUGGUGGCAAGCCGGCAUGAUCAUGAUCGCAGAAACCAUCUCGCUUGGUAUUCUCGCGCUGCCCAAAGCGCUUGCGGUACUAGGUCUUAUUCCUGGUGUCCUGACCAUCCUUGGGGUUGGGAUAAUCUCGACGUAUACUGCAUAUACUAUCGGGCAAUUCAAAUGCCGCCAUGUCCAAGUACACAGCAUGGCUGAUGCUGGUGAUCUUCUGAUGGGAAGGAUCGGACGGAGUACACUGGACGUGGCCCAGCUCAUCUUUUUUGUGUUGGUGAUGGGAAGCCAUGUCCUCACUUUUUCGAUCAUGAUGAAUGUCCUCACUGAACAUUCCUCUUGCACCAUCAUCUUUUCGGUUGUCGGUUUACUCGCCUCGUUCAUGCUGACCCUUCCCCGGCGACUCGAGAGGCUUUCUCACAUCUCCUACGUGAGCUUUGUGAGUAUCGUCGGAGCAGUUCUCACUGGUAUGAUUGGGGUCACCCUUGUCAAACAAGGACCAGUGCAUGUCCCAGCCUUUUCGCCUUCGCCCAAAGUACAUGAUGCGUGCCUUGCUAUUGCCAAUAUCAUCUUUGCGUACGCAGGACAUGUUGCAUUCUUUACCCUUUUCUCUGAGCUCAAGGAGCUUCAGGACUUCCCGAAAGCUCUGGCGCUUCUGCAGAUGAGUGAAAUGGUCUUGUAUACGGUGGCUGCUAUUGUGAUAUAUGCCUAUGUUGGACCAACUGUCAAUUCACCUGCUCUCAAUUCUGCAGGGCAAUUGUUUCGCAAGAUUUCUUACGCAAUCGCAAUGCCCACGAUUGUGAUCGGGGGUGUGGUGAACGCCCAUGUUGCUGUCAAGUUCAUUUACGUCCGUGUCUUCCGGGGAACCAAUUCGAUGCAUAGCCAGUCAUUCAUGGCGCGGUUGGUGUGGGCUGCGAUAUGUGCGACGCUUUGGAUCUUAUCGUGGGUCAUCGCCGAGGGAAUACCGGUUUUUAACGAUGCACUAGGGCUUGCGAAUGAAUACUAA
Messenger RNA from Penicillium expansum, 1149 nucleotides. Its product is annotated as Amino acid transporter, transmembrane. Gene Ontology annotation, molecular function: amino acid transmembrane transporter activity. Gene Ontology annotation, biological process: amino acid transmembrane transport. Lineage: Eukaryota; Fungi; Ascomycota; Eurotiomycetes; Eurotiales; Aspergillaceae. The record is from RefSeq and is a predicted model, not a curated record. Gene Ontology annotation, cellular component: vacuolar membrane. Bases 1 to 1149 code for a protein of 382 amino acids. The transcript has 6 exons.